This is a messenger RNA of Cladocopium goreaui, 5576 nucleotides long. The record is from the annotation of a GenBank genome assembly. Lineage: Eukaryota; Dinophyceae; Suessiales; Symbiodiniaceae.
AUGAAAACCCUGAAAGGAAACAUGCCAAGGUGUGCCUGGUGUGGAGAUACAUGGCAAAAUUGCUACGAUCCCACAUUUGUGCCGGGAGAGCGAGGCCCUUCCACUCCCAGAGCGUAUCAAGAUCGACCUGCUGCUUCGCCUUGGAAUGCGCACCAGCAUCAGUCGAACUACACGCAGUGGGAACCGGACUAUGGUGGUGGACAGCAACAAAGUCUCAGACCCAAGUCCAGACGUCGUCAUGGACGAGGACGCGGCCAUGCUGUACCACAUCAAGCUCCAGCCUAUGUGCCACCUCCUGUUCCACCACCUGUGCCAGCCAAGGGCAAUGGGAAGCAUGCUCAUCAUGGAGGGCAUCCACAAAAUCAGAUGUUAGCCCCUCCGCCGCCUCCGCCUGCCUUUUUGGCACCGGGACACCCAGGAUCAGCCACUCAGUAUGUUCAAUCAGUGACGCCUCAAGAGACUGUCACGACAGAUGGCAAUGGACUUGCGCCAGUCAUUGCGGCGCCAACCGACGCCGAAGUGCGGCUCAAGUCAUUGAUGAGAGAAUUGCGCAAAGCGCCAGAAGAGAAGUUGACACCCGCUAUCCAGGAGGAGAUGAAGAAGAAUACCAUCCGGGAGGAAAACAUGGAUGCAAAAGGUCUUCAUCGGGCAGUCAACGACGUCAAGAAGGCCCGGAGAGCAGUGUCUGCGGCAGUCUCUGCGCGUGCCAAGCUCAUGACGGAUUGGAAAACUUUCCUGCAGCAAAGCGUGGUUACCUGGAAGGAGUACACGCUGAUGUUCCAGACGCAGGAGAAAACCUUGCACGACAACCUAGUCGCUGCGCAAGAAGGACUUGUCCAGGCCAAGAAGAACUUCGAGGAACAAUCCGAGGCUCUUCGAGAAUCUGGUAUUCAAGACAUUUCGGACGAGGAGAAGGACGCUGCGAAUGCAGACGACCUCAUGGAGUACGAGACCACCAAAAGGAUCCACGAAGGGCUUUCCACAGUGGUCAGCAGCCUGCAGGAACUCUCCGAAAGAGCAGAGGUGGAGGAGCAGCAAGCCAAGCGUCAGAGGCGAGCUGCGGAGGCCCCAGAAGAAGAAGAAGCUGGCGAGCCUCACUCAGCAUCUGCACUUCCAUCUAUGCAGCCUUUUGGACGGCCCGGCAGCCUAUUGCUUCUCCACAUCAAUUACGAGCUGAGUUACCUCCGCAUGCAUGGCUUGCGAGAACGGACCAGCCCAUUGCAGCACGCACUGUUUUACCACACCAACAUCAUGCCAUUGAUGCUCCUGGUGAUGAUGCCGCAGAUGCGUGAACUCCGGCAUCUUGCAUUGGCUGAUAUUGAAAUACAUGCCAAUACCCAUGAAGCUCAUUACUUCACUGCUCCCGUCGUUGACAGAGCUGUCUAUGCCUUUCCACGGUUUGCAGAUCGACGAAGCAUUUUCAUGACUGUUGACGUUGCCACCUAUUGCCGGGAAGAACGACAUCGUUGUCUCCUGCGCCACAAUGAUCACAACAUUGUCACAUUGGGCAAUCCUCUUGUGCGAGUUCAGCCAGGUGACUACUUGAAGAUUACCGUUCCUCCACCAGAGGCUUGUGGUUGGAGUACACAACGCAUGUUGCAAUUUUAUCGUCUUCAAGAUGACCAUUUUAUGGAUUCGUCCUCCGACGUGUCGCACAACUCUGGAUAUUCACCCAGUCUUGUCCCAUCCGAAGAGUUGCGCAGACAACUUGGACUUGCUCAAGACGAUGAACAGGCGAUGUUGCAAACAGCACUUUCUGAGACUCCCUGGAUUUCUCAGGGACUACGCCGGGAUGUCAAACAUGUGAUCCCUCGACAGUGUAGUUUUACAGAAGAGUUUCUUCGUGCUGUUCAACUCAUGCAGGAAGCCGCUGAUGAUGUACCUGAUCCUAUUCAAGACGCGCUUGAUGUGCGGAACUUUGCGCCAUGGGUUCAAGUACUACUUGAUGCUUGGCACGCUGACGCAUUUGCAGGCCCACAUGGUACCAACCAUCGUGCCAAGAUCGAAACGUGGUUCACAGAUCACUGGAACUAUCAACGAUGUUACAAUUCGCGGCCAGCCUUCCUCGCUGACAACUUCCAUCAGUGGGAGCAGCAGCUCCGGCAGGUUUGGCAAGAUCGAAUUUUGAUCGGAGCUCCACUUGAAUUUCACUUGAUCCAUCCUGCACCAGAGGAUAGUGAUAUCAAUGUUGUCGGGCAUUUGAUAUUGGUUCAGCGCCCAGUUCCCUUCCAACGCUCAAUCAUCGUCUCAGUGCAUGACAACGACUACGACCAAGGACGGGCACACUCUAUGGCCAUUGUAUCCGGCGAUCUUGUUGAUUUGCCGUCCAUUCAAACUUUCCUUGAAGCCAAUGAUGAUUGUCCCCCAGAGGUUUUGUUCAAUGUCUGUGAUUUAUGGAUCGAUGAUCGCCAACUGGGGCCUCGUGAACAAGUUCAAGUUCGCCAUGGCCAAACUGUGAGCUUUCGCAUUCAACGACGAGACGUUGCUGGCACGCACCAUGGAGUUGGACUGCAAGCACUUUCAGAUGUCGGACUUGAUGCACUGCCUUCAUCUGGACAGAUCGUCGAGCUCCUUUCCGCAAUUCCUUCAGGAAGUGAUUUUGAUUGGGCGCGACACCUCGCAAGCCACUUCCGUCAGGAAGCUAUGACUGAACGUGCUGACGAGGGUCCCAUUGCGUAUUUGCAGACUUGGCAUCUUGAUGGACAACGAGCACAACGCUGCUUUGAACCUCGCACUAUUCGAGUGCGAUCUGAUGUUUCAGCGUGGAGACCCACUAUUCUACAUGCCUGGCGAGACCUCAUUGAUAUUCGCAUGCAUACUGACAUCUUUUGGGUUCGUCCAGUGCCACCUCGUUCUUCACUUCAAUCCUUCAUUGGACAUCUUUUGGUGAUUCAGGAGCGGCAACCAGGCAUGACAGGUAUCUUACUUUCCGCAACUGCAGUUGCUCCCACCCAUCGAGAGGUUCAACAUGUUGCGAUUUUAAGCUGGCCUGCCGUCACCGUCAAUGACAUCAUCGACUUUGAUUCCAUUGAUAUCGAGCCUGAAGCAGUUGAUCUCCUACAACGUCGCCUUCGCAUCACUCAGGCGGCGUACCUUGCAGUUGCAGAUCCUCUUUCAGACCAACAUGUUGAUGCAGUUUGCCAUGAUCCUUACAGUUCUACGACCAGACAACCAAUUGAUCUUGCAGCAGCCAUUCCCGAACCAAUUUGGACUCGCAUUGACUGUGCCAAAGCUGUGUUUCUACGACAGCAACUUCUCAGCUCUUUUCCGCCUUCACCAAGUUUUGAUUUGACUGAUGUUCGGUGCUCUGCAGUCUCUACAGAAGCUCUUUGCCCUACGCCACCAUGGACGAUCGAGCACCCCAUUGGUUUUGAUUUCUAUACUGAUGGCUCCUUUCUGCGGCAACGGCAAUGUGCGGCUUCAGGUGUCGUCCUUAUUGUGCACACGCAUGAUGGACAGCGCUUUGGCGGAUUUCAAACCUCGGGGUGUUGGAAUGAACCCUCCGCCCCUCGAGCUGAAGCUUCUGCUUUGAGUCUUGCACUACACUGGGCAAUUUCACUUGCUGCUCAAUUCGAAUACACCAAUGUGCAGAUGCGAUUUUGCUUUGAUAGUUUAUUUGCCGGUCGGGCUGCUCAAGGGCUCUGUCAUUCUGACAACAACCAGGACUUGACUAUUGUCCUUCGGGCUUUGGCAUUGUGGCUUGAGCAAAUCUCUACCAAGACACUGCAGUGGACCCAUAUCAAAGGACACUCUGAUGAUCCUUGGAACGAUCUUGUUGACGCUGUGGCUCGCCAGGCUGCAUUGUCCAAGACUUUCACAUAUGACUUACAUGCGUGUUUGGCAAUGUGCACUUUUGAUUUGUCCGACUUUGUCACCGUACAGUGGAUUUGGCUCGUCGAACUCUCCAUGCGUGGUCAUCCCGACGCACCGGUUCUACAUGGGACAUAUUGGAAGUUCAAUUCCGCAGCUGCCACUCAUUCCAAAGCAGAAGCUCAUGUACAUCCCUUGAUUGUCCAACAGAGUGCACGAUCACUUCAGAUUACCACUGAACACCUUCGAAUCGUACAUGGUGACUCCAGACGUCUCAUUGUACAGUUACGGCAUCCUCGUAUCAAACUGUUGCUCAUUGCUCUCCAUGCACCAUGCCAAGAUGAUGAAGUAGCAAUGCAAUCGUGGUGGACUGACACAUCAAGCUGCAUUCCAUCCGGCUAUUCUUCCUGGAGUUGGAUCAUGAUGGGUGAUACGAAUGGUCGCCUCGGAUCAGUUACUUCUAGAGCAAUUGGAGAUUAUGGCGCUGAAGUUGAAAACAUGCGUGGAUCCCUUUUCCAUGACUGGCUGCUUCGGCACAAUUUAUGGCUUCCUCAGACAUUUGAAUACACGCAUUCUGGCGAGCAUGCCACCUGGCACCACCCUUCUCAUGGUCAUGGGCGCAUUGAUUUCAUUGGCCUUUCCUCUGACAUUGACAUGCACGAGACGGCCACGUGGAUUCAUGUAGAGGUUGAUCUUUCCACAGCACGCGCCGACCAUGCGUGUGUGUGUGCUGAGGUUCGGCUGCGGUUAGACCAUAAAGCCCCACCUGCACCUGAAGUUGUUCCAGCAGUGAGCGUGAACACGCCAACAUGGCACCAUGAUGUUCACACACAUGCCGCUCUAUUACAGCGACAACUUCAAAUUCAGGCUUCACCACAUCAGCAGCCCAUCAUUCGCAAGAAGCACCUUUCACAUGACACCAUUUUCCUUAUCAAGCGCAAGAAAUUUGCUCGACGUCGUUUGCUUGCGGCUCAACGUGCACAGCGUCGGGACAUACUGCUACACGUUUUCUGCGCUUGGAAGUGUCCUGAUGCUCCACCGCCUGGUGAGACUAUUUCUUCAGGUGCUAUUUUACGUGAAGUUGCGGUCUCAGCAGAGCAGUACAGGAAGCUUUCCAUCAGGGUAUCCUUUUGUGUACGCGAUGACGACCGCCAUUUCUUUGAGGAGCUUGCUGAAGAAACAGGUCGAGUUGCGGAAAGAGGUUUCCACCGCAUCUGGGACGCCAUCAAACCCAUGCUUCCCAAGUGGCGCAAUCGGCGCAAACACAAUAUGCGCUGUGCAGGACCCACUCCUGACCAGCAGAUUCGACAUUAUUGUGCCUUAGAAGCGGGCGAUGAGGUUGACUACCACGACUUGCUUUCAACUCGCCAAGAAUUUCAACAAGUACGAAGUGCAGACAUUCCGAUCCUUCUCCAGCUUGAGCAACUGCCGAGUCGAAUCGAUGUUGAGCAACGACUGCAACAACUGACGGCCCAUCGUGCGCCCGGACCUGACAAGCUUACUCCCACCUUUUUACGAGCCCAUGGUCCACAGAUUGCAGAACCUCUUUCGCAGCUUGCCAUCAAAAUGUGGAUUACAGGCAACGAACCUCUCCAAUUUAAAGGCGGCAUGCUGCACUCGAUCAUGAAGAAGUCUUUCUGCACCAAGGUUGAAGGCAUGCGUGGCAUCAUGCUCAUGGAUGUGCUGGGAAAGGUCUUGCAUGCCAUUUUGCGACAGCGGUUCUUACCCACCAUGACUCAAUGGAGACAUCCCUUGCAGCUUGGUGG